AGCUUGUGUGAUCCACACCAAAAGAGCACGGCGAAAUCCAGUACGCACGGACAAUAUCCCGAGAAAGAAAUAACUGAACGGACUUUAACGGGACAGCAAGUAAUACCGAGGGCCCGUCUAUCGCCUGAUAGAGGCUACCCCGGUUCAGUUUUGUGUCACCGAAUAUCUUUUCUCAAGAAAAAGCAGGGAGCCCGAGCCCACCGCGUUGUGGGUGUAUGUGUGUGUGUCUAAACCCCGGUUUGGAUCACGAUGAUGCAAAGUGCGGCGGUUCUACCAGCAGAGAAUCCAGUGAAGGGUUUACCGGAGAUACUCGGAGUGCCAAUGCAACAGAUCCCUCAGUGUGCGGCGUGCAGCCAACACAUCCUGGAUAAGUUCAUCCUCAAGGUGCUGGACCGACACUGGCACUCCAAGUGUCUCAAGUGCGCCGACUGUCAAACGCCGCUGGCGGACAAGUGUUUCUCGCGGGCAGGGAAUGUAUACUGCAAGGAGGACUUCUUCAAGCGUUUUGGGACAAAGUGUGCCUCGUGCCAGCAGGGGAUCCCUCCGACGCAGGUAGUGCGCAAGGCGCAGGACUUUGUGUACCACCUGCACUGCUUCGCCUGCGUCAUGUGCAGCCGGCAGCUCGCCACAGGGGACGAGUUCUACCUCAUGGAGGACGGACGGCUCGUCUGCAAGGAGGACUACGAGACCGCCAAACAAAAUGAUGAUUCCGAGGCCGGAGCCAAGCGUCCACGCACGACCAUCACCGCCAAGCAGCUGGAGACCCUGAAGAGCGCGUACAAGAACUCUCCCAAGCCAGCGCGCCACGUCCGGGAGCAGCUGUCCUCAGAGACCGGCCUGGACAUGAGGGUGGUGCAGGUGUGGUUCCAGAACCGCAGGGCGAAGGAGAAGCGUUUGAAGAAAGAUGCUGGUCGGCACCGCUGGGGGCAGUUUUACAAGAGCGUCAAGCGCAACCGCGGCGCUACCAAAGCCGAAAAGGAGAGCUCAGCGGACGACGCCGGCCUCAGCGACAGCGAGCUCAGCUUCAGGGAGGACCAGAUCCUGUCUGACCUGGGCCAUACCAACGGGCUUUACGGGAGCGUGGGCGAUGUGGCCAACGGGGGCAUGCUGAAUGGAGGCUUCUCAUUGGAUGCCGCUGGUCAGCCCUAUCACGACAUGAGGGCGGGCAGUCCUUACGGCCUCCCCCAAUCACCUUCCUCCAUCACCUCCCUGUCCGGCCACACUCCCCUGCUCAACAACCUGGGCUUCUCCAUGGACAGUCUGGUGGGGCCUGGGGGGCCAGGGGGCCCGGGGGGGCCAGGGGGGGUGGGGCAGGCCCUGAGGGCCAUGGCUGGGGGGCCGAACUCUGACCUCUCCACAGGAAGCAGCACAGGCUACCCAGACUUCCCCACUAGCCCCGCCUCCUGGCUGGAUGAGAUGGACCAUUCCCAGUUCUGAGGAACCCUGGAACAAACCAUUGUAACAAAUUUGAGGGGUGUGGGGGGGGGGGGAGGAUGAAAUGAAGAGACUGGGAUUGGGUUGGGACUGUUGGAAGGCUUUUUACAUUUCUAUCACCCUGAGAGAGUGGUGUCUUAUUUAUUUUAUACUGGAGGAAGAGGAGGAGGAAGAGGAGGAGGAAGAGGAGGAGAGGAACUCUUCUGGCAAGUUCUGCCUUUGGCCAAUCGCAAGAAGACGACCGCAACGACCCACCUGACCACAGCAGUGUGCUGGAGACUGGCAGGUGUGUGUGUGAUGUCCUCACACAGACAAAACACUACUGAAUAUUCCCAUUGUCAUACAGUACAUUUAGGUUUUCAUGCCAUUUUAUUUUUAUUUAUUUUUCAUUUAUUGUAACUCGAAAUCUCCAGCUUGUAUGAGGUGAUGUUGUCAUCCGAUGUAGAGCAGCAAGACUGGGCCAGGUAUCAGCCGCGACGUGGAAGCCACGAUCUGGACACAGAACUCUUAGACAAACAGGAUGGUUCUUGCUUGUGGGUGUCUCUCCCUCUGUCAGUACAGGCCUCUCCAUGGCGAUGCACUUUAGACUCCUCCUGAUUGGUCAGGGCAUACUGUAGGCACAAAGCUAGCUGACUGCAGUGUUUCAUUGGUCAUGAUACUCACCUAUGGCAGCAUGAGUGUAGGGUUCCCUGUGUUUGUGUUUUUAGAUGUACGGAAAAAGCUUAGCUUACCAUGCUAAGUCUGCCUAACUGUCUGUCUGUUGUGAACUGCUUGCAGGGCAUGACAAGUACCUUUUAGAGGAUUCUCAGAAGUGAUCGUUUUCAACACUGACGUAGAGGCUUGAAUUUACAUUGCGAAGAGUCUCAUCCAGUUAGUAUUCUCCCCUCCCCUCCCCUCCUCUCCUCUCCUCUCCUCUCCUCUCCAGGAUACAUGCCAGUAGGAUUAAGUGACUUCACGCUGAGCUCUGCUCUUAAGAGGAUGACUGUUGAAGUUGUCAUAGUAUCUGAUAGAUAGUCGUGUGUUUUCCAGAAUACAUGUUAGGAACCACAGUGAUAUACUGGUGUUUACUGGAACCAACGCCGCCACACUGUUCUGACAACAGGCUGAAGUAAUACCAGCAAUAGUUGUCGAUCAAAUAUCUUCACUAGUAGUUUUGUCCGUUUAGAU
This is a messenger RNA of Osmerus eperlanus (European smelt), 2601 nucleotides long. RefSeq names its product LIM homeobox 4 (gene lhx4). Gene Ontology annotation, biological process: neuron differentiation; regulation of transcription by RNA polymerase II. The transcript is spliced from 6 exons. Gene Ontology annotation, molecular function: RNA polymerase II transcription regulatory region sequence-specific DNA binding; zinc ion binding; DNA-binding transcription factor activity, RNA polymerase II-specific. Lineage: Eukaryota; Metazoa; Chordata; Actinopteri; Osmeriformes; Osmeridae. Bases 250 to 1437 code for a protein of 395 amino acids. Gene Ontology annotation, cellular component: nucleus. The record is from RefSeq and is a predicted model, not a curated record.